AUGUUUUGCUCUCAAAAACAAAAAUUAACAAAGAACUUAAUUAUUAAAGGUUUAAGCAAUCGGUGUUAUGCUUCAACGAUUCAGAUUCCUUUUCACCCUCAUUAUGUUCCACCAGGCCAACCUUUUAGUCGUCGAUAUCCAACCACUGGAAGAAAAAAAGUUUUGAAAACUUCUUAUGCUAUUCCAACCUUGAAUCUAAACAGUUCUCAAAACCAAUUACAAGCUCAAACCCUCUCAGAAAUAUUGAAACCUACAAACUCUGUCUUUAUAGGAAUCGUUCCAACUAUUAAUAAACUACAAGCUGACGAAAAUCUAUCAAGUUCUUGCAAUAUUAAUACUCCAAAUGAACAUAUUCCUUUUAUAUUUAGAGUAUCAACAAUUUGCUUUGUUAUGGUCGGCGUCAUACGUUAUUUCUAUCACGCAAAUAAACCUUUAGAUAGUAAAUCUGAUAGUGAAACGAAUUAUGAAAAAGAUCUACAUAAAAAAAAUUCAUGA
This is a messenger RNA of Racocetra persica, 495 nucleotides long. The record is from the annotation of a GenBank genome assembly. Lineage: Eukaryota; Fungi; Glomeromycota; Glomeromycetes; Diversisporales; Gigasporaceae.